This is a messenger RNA of Rhizophagus irregularis DAOM 181602=DAOM 197198, 1084 nucleotides long. RefSeq lists its product as uncharacterized. The record is from RefSeq and is a predicted model, not a curated record. Gene Ontology annotation, molecular function: proton-transporting ATP synthase activity, rotational mechanism. Gene Ontology annotation, biological process: proton motive force-driven ATP synthesis. Lineage: Eukaryota; Fungi; Glomeromycota; Glomeromycetes; Glomerales; Glomeraceae.
GGCUCCAUUAAAGGAAUUCAUUUUUUUUUUAUUAUUAUUUAUUUAAGAAAGGGACAAAAUGUUUACCCUUCGAGCUAUUCGCCCUGUUGUGGUUAAUACCACCCAGAGUAUUGGUUAUCAAAAUCGUAAUUAUGCUACUCUAAAAGAAAUUCAAUUACGGUUAAAAUCGAUUAACAGUAUUGCAAAGAUUACAAAAUCUAUGAAGAUGAUUGCAUCGACAAAAAUGACUCGAGCUCAAAAGGCAAUGGAAAUUGCAAGAGUAUUUGGCACUACUCAAACUGGACUUUUCACUUAUGCCGAUACGAAACCAACAGAAGGAGGAAAUACUUUAGUUAUUACAGUUUCAUCAGAUAGAGGACUUUGUGGUGGCAUUCAUAGUAGCGUAUCAAAACGAUCAAAAAAAUUUAUUGAAGAGAAUCCAAGUUCUCAGAUAAUUGUUUUAGGUGAUAAGGCAAAAGGUCAACUUCAACGUACUGUACGCGAAAAUAUUAAACUUUCUUUUAAUCAAAUUGGGAGAUCUAUUCCAACUUAUAAUGAAGCAAGUUCCAUUGCUGAUACUAUUUUGAAAGAAAAAAUUGAUUUUGAUCAAGCUGCUAUUAUAUAUAAUUAUUUUAUUUCCGUUAUAUCUUAUGAAGCGAAAAUUAUUCCUGCUUUUUCUGUAUCAACAUUUGCGAAAUCUGGCAAUUUUGAUUCUUAUGAAGUCGAAGAUGAUGUUUUAGAACAUUUACAAGAAUUUGCUUUUGCAAACUCAAUUUAUUGGGGUCUUGUUGAGGGUCAUGCUGCUGAAAUGGCUUCAAAACGAAGUGCUAUGGAAAAUGCUACCAAGAACGCUGGUGAAAUCAUUGAAAAACUUACAAUGACUUAUAAUCGUGGUCGUCAAGCUGCUAUUACUAAUGAAUUAGUCGAUAUCAUAACUGGAGCGUCUGCUCUUUGAUGAAUCUAUGGAUUAAUUAUAUAUUAGAGAUUUUGUAAUACAAUAAAUUCUUUGUUUUUUUUAAAAAAAAAUACAAUUGGAGUUGUAUUAGUUGUAUUCUAAUUGUAAUGAAAUUAUUUACGCCAUCAUAAUUAUUAUUAAAUUUUAAAG